This is a messenger RNA of Nicotiana tabacum (common tobacco), 1310 nucleotides long. RefSeq names its product myricetin 3-O-methyltransferase 3-like. NCBI's taxonomy places the organism in Eukaryota, Viridiplantae, Streptophyta, Magnoliopsida, Solanales, Solanaceae. The record is from RefSeq and is a predicted model, not a curated record. Gene Ontology annotation, molecular function: protein dimerization activity; O-methyltransferase activity.
AUCCUUUAAAUUUUUUUGAGUGAUUUCAUUGCCCAAAAAUCUAAAAAAUGGAGAUAUCAAAAGAUCAAAACAAGAAUAUUAUGUCCAAUGAAGAGGAAGAUUUAUUAAGUGUUAUGCAAUUGCCAAUUGGUUUAGCUCUUAAUAUGGUCUUGAAAAUCACAAUGGAACUUGGUAUAUUUGAUCUUAUGUCAAAAGCUGGUCCAAAUGCACAAUUAUCUUCAUCCCAAAUUGUUUCACAAAUUCCAACAAAAAAUCCUCAAGCACCACUUAUGAUUGAAAAGAUUUUGAGUUUUCUUGCUAGCCAAUCCAUAUUGAGUUUCACACUUAAUAAGGAUGAAAAUGGAGUUAAACAAAAUUUAUUAUAUAGUUUGACAUCUCUUAGUAGAAAUCUUCUCACUAAUGAAAAAGGGGUAUCAAUUGCUCCCACAUUUCUCUUGAUGAAUGACCAAGCUAUGGUUACUCCUUGGUUUCACUUGAAGGAUGCAAUUCUUGAGGGAGAAGUACCAUUCAAUAAGGCCCAUGGAAUGGAUGUAUUUGAAUAUCAGGGAAAGGACAAAAGAUAUGCAGGGGUAACUAAUAGAUCUACACAAAGCAUCAAUAGAACAAUCAUAAAUAAAAUUCUUGAGUCCUACAAUGGCUUUCAAGAAGUACAACAAUUGGUAGAUGUUGGAGGUGCACUUGGUUUAACAAUGGCUUCUAUAGUUUCCAAAUAUCCUCAUAUUAAUGGUGUUAAUUUUGAUCUCCCCCAUGUCAUCAACAUUGCUCCUACUUAUCCUGGUGUUGAGCAUGUUUCAGGAGAUAUGUUUCAAACUGUUCCACAAGGAGAUGCAAUGUUCAUGAAGCAUGUACUCCAUGAUUGGGAUGAUGAUGAUUGCAUAAAGAUAUUGAAGAAUUGUUGGAAAUCCUUACCUAAAUCUGGUAAAUUGGUGUUAGUUGAACAUAUAAAGCCAGAAUAUCCAAAGACUGAUAUGAUUUCCAAGAAUGCGUUAUUCCUUGAUGUAUUUUUAAUGAUAGUUACUCCUGGAGGGAAAGAAAGAACGAAACAAGAAUUUGAAACCCUAGCAAAAAAGGCUGGAUUUGCUGGUUUCAAAGUCAUAAAUUCUGCAUAUGAUAUUUGGAUUAUGGAAUUGUACAAGUAGUAACUUUUUUAUUACUCUUAGUAAGGGGCGCUUUACCUUUUUAAUGGUUUUACCCGAAUAUGAAUCCGAAUUAAUCGGAUUCAGUAAAAUUCGGAUACUGAAUACCUAUGGCAAAGUGGGGAAAAAUAAAACUUGUUAUCAUGGUUUAUGUUAGCAUAUGUAUUUUUUUCU